Trematomus bernacchii (emerald rockcod) is the source of this 3102-nucleotide messenger RNA. RefSeq names its product tocopherol (alpha) transfer protein-like (gene ttpal). The coding region runs from base 65 to 1174 and encodes 369 amino acids. Gene Ontology annotation, molecular function: phosphatidylinositol bisphosphate binding. The transcript has 6 exons. Lineage: Eukaryota; Metazoa; Chordata; Actinopteri; Perciformes; Nototheniidae. Gene Ontology annotation, cellular component: membrane. The record is from RefSeq and is a predicted model, not a curated record.
AGUGAUUUUUGUUUUUUUUCUGGUCGCAGCGUCUCUGUGAUGCAUUUUUAUCUCUUGCCAAUGGAUGCUCAUAAAAGCCACCUAUGUGUGUCCUAGUCGGUUAAUGUUUAACGCAUCUCCGGCUUCACCCAGUCAGCCCAUGGCCGAUCAGCAUGAGUCCAUCGAUCUCACGUCUCCUCCCGUGGACUCGUCAGCAGCUGCAGGAUUCAGCUGGUUCCCUGCGCCCCCCCCACCCAUGUACUCCUGCACCCUGACCCCCGAGCUGGUGCACAAAGCACGGGAGGAGCUCCAGGAGAAGCCAGAGUGGCGUCUGCGGGACGUCCAAGCACUGAGAGACAUGAUUCUGAAGGAGCAGCCCAACCUCAGGACCCGGCUGGAUGACGCCUUCCUGCUGCGCUUCCUACGGGCCAGGAAGUUUGACUACGACCGUGCCAUGCAGCUGCUGCUCAACUACCACGCGGGUCGGAAAGCCUGGCCUGAAGUGUUCCAGGACCUGAAGCCGUCCACAGUGAAGCACGUCCUGGACCUGGGCUUCCUCACAGUGCUGCCACAGCCCGACCCCAGCGGGAGAUACAUCCUCUGUCUACGCCCAGGGAAAUGGAAACCAAAUGAUUAUCCGUUUGUUGACAAUGUGCGAGCCCUCUAUCUGACUCUGGAGAAGCUGAUCCAGCCGGAGGAGACGCAGGUCAACGGUAUUGUCAUUUUAGCCGACUACACCGGAGUGGGCAUGUCACAAGCGUCCAAUCCUGGCCCGUUCCUCGCCAAAAAAGUCGUGAGCAUCCUCCAGGAUGGGUUCCCAAUCAGAAUCAAGGCUGUUAACAUAAUAAAUGAGCCCAGGAUUUUCAAAGGCAUCUUUGCUAUAAUUAAGCCUUUUCUGAAGGAGAAGAUGGCAGAGAGGUACGUCCUGCACGGCUCCGACCUGCGCUCUCUGCACAAAAACGUCCCCCGCUCGGUGCUGCCGGAGGAGUACGGCGGCUCGGCCGGACAGCUGGACCUGUGUUCGUGGUCCAGGGUGCUGCUGGGCUGUGAGGAGGAGUUCAUCGUGGAGUUCUGCCAGCCCGACCCACUAGAGGGCGUGGUGCUGCCAGACUCCAUGCUGUUUGAAGGGGAGGCCAGGGGGCAGGACGACGACUCCUUCAGGGGGCUGCGCUCUCAACUCUACUACUGUUACUGAAACACUCUGAGAGGACUCCUUCUGUCUCAUCUGAAACAUGUGUGUCGACUUUUAAAGAGCAAGUUGCCAAUAUCAUACAUGAUUUAUUUUCCUUACUAACUAACUAAGCAGCACUAUACUGUAGGUGGAAAGUCUAUUGUAGAUCACACGUAGCCCAGCAUUUAGUCGUGGUCCUAAGGCUAAGAGGCUUUUGACACGAUGCAUGUUGGGCCAUUAUAGUGGCCCCUCUGUGGAGUUAUAUCUGGAAGUUAAAGGAUAGGUUCAUGUUUUGCCAUUCAGUUCACAUGUAAAUGAAAUGCUAUUUAGUCCCAACCUACGUGGUUAAUCUGUGUCCUCAAUGUCCUAUGAGGGGCUACUGGCAACUGCAUAUUUUUUGUUCUACAGUAGUACCUUGAAUUAAUUGUUUUCAUUAAGAACUCAUUGCAUUCCUCAUUUGGAUGUGGUACGACACAGAGGGGCGACUGUUUUUUCCAAAUUACAAUGACGGACCCUUAAAGGUAGGGUAGGUAAGAAUGGAGAAACCAGCUCGAGUGCGCUAGAAUUUGAAAAUACGCAGCCGAAAAAAAUCUGCCCCUUCCUUCAGACUUCCUUACAGAGCCCCUCCUCCAACACACACAAACACGCACAUGACCAAUGAGGGCACGAGAUAAGUUUGUGCACAGAUGGAAGGCUGACAGGCAGGUAGGCCAUCCACUUAUUUUAGCCGGAAAAAUAAUUGGUUCUGCUUUUUACAGUGUCACGGCUUCCACAGAUGACAUUUUUUUAUGUAUUUAUUGUCGAGGUAUUUAAUAUAUUCAUUGCUAUCGGGAUGUUAAGAGCAUUCCAUGGAAUAUAAAAAAAAUGUUUCUGAAGUGAAUUACCUACCCCACCUUUAAGAGGUUAGCGGAGAUGCUGCAGUAGCAUCAGUUAUAUCAGAAUUGGAGAGUAUUAUUUAAUUGAAGAAAAACAAAAAAGGCUUUUCUAAAUGUCAUAGAUGUUUUCAGCUUUUUCUCCCAACAGAUAGUUGAUCAAAUCAUGAGCCUUCAGCAGUACUAGUUAAGCAACUCCGUUUGGUACUAAAAACAAUGUCCAGGGACUUUCAUACUAAAACACUAAAAUGUUGAUGCUACCAUCUUGAUUUGGCUAACAGGCUGCUAAAGCCUCAUUUUGGAUCUGGUUGAACUUUGAAAAUACAGGACCGUCGAUCUGUUAUCAGCCAGUACAGGGGACAGAAACGGAGUCAAUGCACAUACUGUAUGGGCAUGUCUGUAUUGUUUAAAAGUAGGAAUGGAAAAGUGUGAACCUCUCCUUUAAUUUAAUCAAAAUUACAUAAGUCAUUUACUGGCCAUCAGUGCUCUGUCUUUAUAGUAGCAUCACCCCACAACUCAACAUGUUUUGUGUAAAUAACUGUAUAAUAUUUUGCCUUAAACUGUUGAUUUCCCAUGUGGUAUAAAUCAUGUUGGAUUUGUUUGUACCAAAGCAAUAUUCAUGUGUUUUCUCAACCGGGCCUUCCUUACAUAAGGGUGGAUUUACUACAAAUUGAUGGCUGCUGUAACUGAGAGAACAAUACAUUAUAUUUAACAGUAUUUCCUGUCUAACUUUAACACAGUAUUUGAAGUCCUUUGUUUUGGUGAUGCUUAUGUUUUCUUUGCUUUGCCUUGUGUUUUUUUUUAUUUUUGUUUUUCAACUGUUUGCUCUCAUCACUCAGUCUUAACACGGGGCCAUCACUGAUCAAAGGAGUCACAUGAGGUAUAAAACUGGUUUGCCAAAUUUCCCACCAGGCCAUGUACAGAAAUGUGCAAUAAUGUUGGAUCUGUUUCCUCGGGGUAGCCCGAAGCUAACUUGUAUAUUGAUUGUCUUUUAUAUUUUUAUUUUGAGCAUGUCUGUGACUAUAAGAUAUAUUGUGUUUCAGGAUAUUGCUGGUAGUAAAGACCAUAAACUGAAGCAGA